AUGUCAUCUUCGUCUCUAUCACUUCCGUCCGAUACCGACAUGGAACUCAAUGAUUCAGACCUUCUACAGCGACUACAACAACGACGGAAAGAGUUGGAUGCGGAGAUCGAGGCAUUCGGGGCUCUGAAGGAAAACGAGUACAAGGCGUUCGAGUGGAAGUUGAAGGAGGAGUAUAAACUAAGGAAGCGAAAACGAGAAACAGAAAGCGGCAACGAUGGCGGACAGAUCAGUCAUGACAACUAUGUUACUGCUACGGACGCAUCCCCGCCGUAUCCAACCGUCGCAACUACGGCUACACCCGGACACGAGAAUGGUGAUACAUGUUCCACUUGGUCAGGAGUGGAACGUGGGAGCCAGGUCUCGCUUGACGUUGGGGAAUCUCAGCUGGAUGACGCUCUGAGAUUGGGGUUGCCUAGUGCACCGCCCGCGCACCAGCUCGGAAGCCACGAGAACAACUCUCCGCCUUUCGAUAAAGACCUCCAGGCUGCUUUCACCCCCCGAUAUCUUCCUCUACUAGAUAGAAACUACCGGAGCCCACCAUCGUCGCCCUCUAACAAAAUCAUGUCGAGCCCCCCGCAGUCACCGAAAUCAACUUUUCCGAAGAUUGCCACCAUACCCGGCCGUUCGGAUAACAGCCCGGGAUCUCCGGCGGCGCCUCUUGCUUCCUCUCUGAAAUCGUCCUCGGGUAGCUCGUUUGGUACCACAGGCAAAUCUGCUGGGAUUAAACAGAAAUCUCCGAAAAGGGUUACUUUUCAAUUUGAGGACGAGAGUUCUGUUCCGUCACGCAGCAGUCCCCCACCAGCUAAGGUACACUGGAGCUUAGCAGAUGAUAAAGACAAUGAAUACGGCCCGAGAGACGGCGAUGAGUUUGUUGGAUCUACUGGCGAUCAAGAAAUGGUAGAGGCAGGGGGGGGGGGACAUGGUGGCUCUGGAAAAGUCGAGCAAAUUGCGAAUGCCGCGAAAUCGGCCAACUUAGAAGUGACGCAAGGUGUUGAGUUGGCGGCUCCUACAAGCCACUCCGUGGCAUCUGCAGGGUCCGGGGCUUUAGUUGAUGAUGGUUCAUUUGAGGAGGUACAGUUUGGGGACGAAACGAGUGGGAAUGGGUCUAGGGGGGUAAACGGAGAUCUGGAACGGUCAUUUGACAUAGAAACCGUGGAUGAUGAUGAGGAAGAUUUAUUUGAUAUGGACGAGACUGUGGCGGAAAGAAAGGAGUCGCCACCCCACCGGGACUAUGCUGCUCUCCUUUUUACAACCAAACCCCCGUCUCUGCGCUCACCCUUCUCCGGCCAAUCCUUCCCCCCACUGCCGUCAUUCACACCCAUACCGUCUACCAUCCCAGCUCCUCCAGUGGACCCAUCACUCACAUUCGAAAAAGGCCUUGGAAUGCGGAGUGGAUUCACCGCGGUACGGGGAGGCAUAAGUGCCUCUUUCAAUCCAUCACUCUCACUAGAACCCAUAACCUCUCGGACCCGGGUUGGAGAAGAGCCACAUACCGCUCCUAUAGCCUCAUCAUUGCCAAACAUUGGGUGGGGAGAGACUUCAGACAAAGGCUCGUUUGUACCUACCCCCGGUGGCCGCUUCCGCAGGCGAAGCAUCGCCAAAUACGACGUGCCAGACGAGGACGAUGCACCCAAAGGAAAAUCCCACCCAAACAUCCCUGAAGAAGACGAACCCCCCCUCGAACUCUUUGGCCGAAGUCCCAACGCUGCCAGCCUCCCAAUGGCAAUUGCCAGGAACAGCCCCCUCGCAGCCCUAUCCGGUUCUACAUCCUCCAAAUCCCCCACACCAUUGCGCAAAGACGCCAGUCCAACAACCGCUCCAGAAGUUCCUGACGAAGCCCCACUCCCCGGCCGCCUCUCGCCAACCCUACCACCACGGGCCACGGGCCCAGCACUAAGCCCGGGCACAGAAUCCAUAAAACAAGUCUCAUCCGCCGACCUCCUAGCAGACAUGCCGGCCAGCGAACCACCCUCCUCCCCCGCCGCCAAGAACGAUUCAGUAUCCUCGUACCGCCUAACCUCACCCUUCCCUUCCGCAUCCAUCCUCCCAACAACAUCUCCUUAUAGAACCGCACACGCAGCUGAAGUCGCAGCAUCAGCGCUCGACGGCGAAUUAGAAAGCGUCGUCGGUGGUGUAGAUGGUAGGACAGGCCUGGACCCGGAUGUUAGCAGCUUCCAACCCGCAACCGGAACCUCCAUCAAUCGGAGGAGAAGUGGAAGUGUGAUUGCGCCGCAGGAGGUAAGGCCUGAAAGGAUGAGUUUGGGCAUGAGGAUGGCGUUUGAGGAGAUGAGAGGGAAGAAGUUGUUUUAGUUGUUGCUUUCUUCCUCUCCUUCCAUUUACUUUUACUCCGGUCUUUUCAACUUUUGAUGCCUCUCUUUCGGUUUCUACUUGGUAUAUUCGGUUGGCACUGUGGUUUGUCGAUUGGUUGGUUUUGUUGAUCUUUUCUUUUGGAGUUGGAUGGGGGAAGUGAUUUUACUUGCUAGGUGAAAGGGCGGUUGCGGCGAGAGCGAGCGAGCGGGUGCGCAUGUAUGGGCAAGUGUAGCGAAGUGGGGUGAUUGUAUGUACCUAUUUUUUGCAAAGACCGGGCAGUAGCAAGGGCUCCAUCCAGUGUCUAGCCUGGCCUAGCCUAGUCUAGUUUGUUUGUCUGUCUAUCGAAUGGCCGUGCGCGGUGGUGUUGUGCGAUACGUAUUAUAAAACAAGUAAGCUUGU
This is a messenger RNA of Tuber melanosporum (Perigord truffle), 2709 nucleotides long. RefSeq lists its product as uncharacterized. The transcript has a single exon. Bases 1 to 2310 code for a protein of 769 amino acids. NCBI's taxonomy places the organism in Eukaryota, Fungi, Ascomycota, Pezizomycetes, Pezizales, Tuberaceae. The record is from RefSeq and is a predicted model, not a curated record.